CAGCAGGCUCGCACCAGGACGUGAGUCGCGCUGGAUGAGUUGCGGGUCACUCGGUCCAUCCACGGCCAGCCCCACAGCACGUUCUGCAUAUACUCUGAAAUUUCCCGACCAACACACACGGCCAACCAUGGGCUGUUUGCAGUCCACAUUGGCCACCGAACCUGUCGAUGUGGACGCCUCGCACUUGAACACAAACCCGGUGCUCGAGGACUUUCCAAAGACGGUCGAGCCCGUUGAAGUGAUGGCGGCGGACGACAGCGUGCCGUCGCCAGGGCUGGUCGACGCGCCAGGACCGGUCGAAGACGUUGCAUCUGUCGGUACGCACCACGACGCGAUCGAAGCACCACAAGCAAAGGCAUUUGAGAUCUUGGACGAUGUUGUUCACAUUCAGGGUGUGGUGCAUUACACAGUCCAACGCCACGACGGCGUCAAGGUCCAGAAACGGUACAACGAGUUCAAGCAACUGCACGACACGUUGUGCCAAACGCGUGGGUGCGAGGGAAUGCCCCAAGCGGGCGUGUGGACCGCGCUGCAGCGCACCAACCCAGCGCUCGUAGCAGAUCGCCGCGCCAAAUUUGAACUGCUCCUCAACAAGUGGGCGGCGGACGACGCAAACAAUGCCGUCCUCGCCGCGUUCAUGGCCGAGUCGUAAUGGAAACGCGAGCCGUCGAUCUCGGUAUCAAGGACAUGCACACCAGGCCGCGAAAGCAACCAUCGCUAACGUUCACGUAAGGACGUCGUAGUACCUCUUUCCCAAGCCACGAAGCGCGCAGGAUUUCACCGAGUGGUUCAAAAUAUAUCCCCCUCUCAACUAAAGCGAAAUACAAAUCGAUAUCCAAAU
Messenger RNA from Aphanomyces invadans, 841 nucleotides. RefSeq lists its product as hypothetical. Gene Ontology annotation, molecular function: phosphatidylinositol binding. The record is from RefSeq and is a predicted model, not a curated record. Bases 35 to 652 code for a protein of 205 amino acids. NCBI's taxonomy places the organism in Eukaryota, Oomycota, Saprolegniomycetes, Saprolegniales, Verrucalvaceae. The transcript has 2 exons.